This is a messenger RNA of Anopheles merus, 3322 nucleotides long. Its product is annotated as ATP-binding cassette sub-family G member 1. Gene Ontology annotation, molecular function: ATP hydrolysis activity; ATP binding; ABC-type transporter activity. The coding region runs from base 704 to 2554 and encodes 616 amino acids. NCBI's taxonomy places the organism in Eukaryota, Metazoa, Arthropoda, Insecta, Diptera, Culicidae. The record is from RefSeq and is a predicted model, not a curated record. The transcript is spliced from 8 exons. Gene Ontology annotation, cellular component: plasma membrane.
GCGUCGGGCGUGGUGUGGUGAUAACUUCAUUGGCAGAAAUCCACACACUAUCGGUGCUCCAGUAUCGUGCGCGCUUCAGUAUGGUAGCAAAAUGGGACACCGCAGCACAUAGUAUCGGAACGGAGUGCAUGUGAGUGCACUCUAAGUGAAUCGAGCUGGGGAACAAAGCCACCCAGGACUGUUAAGUAGGCGAGUGGUUGUUAGUGCGGUGCUAAUCAGUGGAGCACUUCAUAUCGCUUGCGUUUGGUGUGCGCUCAGUGUGUGUGUGUGUGGUUUAGUGAUUAACUGCUGCUAUCCGCCCGCAAAUGUGCAAUGUGCAACAGUGUGAAGUGUGCGCCCUAGCCUAAAGUGAACAUUCUGAUGGAUUGGUAGUGUACAGGAAGUGGGUGGCUAAAAUAUUACACCAAAAGGGCCAAAGAACAAAAAACAUCACUACCUUAAAAAAAAACAACGCGGACAUGGACUGAUGGAAUACGCCUUAGCAGAAGGAAGUUUCGUCGUAGCGUGUCGUACAGCGUACAGGUGUUAUUUAAAUAAUCCCUAAAAAAAACCCCUAAAGUUGAAUCUAGAACAAGAACAAAAAACACAAACCCAAAGGCAGAACAUUCCCGGACGAGCGUGUGUGUGUGUGUGUCUCAUCCGGCAGUUGGCCGCUUAAAGUGCACUCGACAGCACCGGCAACAAUCACCACCGUGGCUUCAAGAUGAAAGACGUCGAGUUCCAAGACAUCGAGUAUGCGGUCAACGUACGCAAAAGUUUCCUAAGUGAAAGUCACAAACGGACGAUCCUGAAGGGCGUCAGCGGUGUCUUCCGGCAUGGACAGUUAACCGCAAUUAUGGGUCCCUCAGGCGCGGGUAAAAGCAGCCUGCUGAACGCAAUCUCUGGCUAUCGUAAAUCCGGUGUCCAGGGCACGGUACACCUGAACAAGAAGGCGUCGUGCUACAUCACCCAGGAAGAUCACCAUCAACCGAUGCUGACGGUCGAGGAGUUGAUGGCGAUAGCAUGCAAGCUUAAGAUCAAAGACCAAACGGACUGCCAGGAAACGAUCACGGAGGUACUGUCCAGCCUGAACCUGAACCAUCGGCGCAAUGUAACGGCCGAGCGACUGAGCGGCGGCGAACGGAAGCGACUCUCGAUCGCGCUCGAGAUGGUUGCCAAUCCGUCCGUCUUCUUUCUGGACGAACCGACCAGCGGUUUGGACGAGGUGACGGCAGCCAACUGUGUCCGGUUGUUGCGAGAUCUUGCCCGCCAGGAUCGUACCGUCGUCUGCACGAUUCAUCAACCGUCGGCGAGCAUUUUCGCACUGUUUGACCACAUCUAUGUGAUUGCCCGCGGCCAGUGCGUGUACCAGGGCAAUCCGAAGGCACUCGUUCCCUUCCUAGCGCACCUGAACAUCGAAUGCCCUCGGCACUACAAUCCAGCGGACUUUAUUAUUGAAAUCUGUGAUAGCGACACCCAGGAACUGAUUCCCACGCUUGCCGACGCGAUGCAGAAUGGAAAGUCGAUCUGCUCCGAGCUGCAGUUAACGGGGGCCGGUGCUACCAGCUCCGGACCCGCCUCGAUCUCCUCCGAGCACGAACCGUCCUCGCUGGAGCCGGUCGGCGAGUUCGUCCUGAAACCGACCGUCACCUCGAUGGUACUGGACCGACAGGGCCCGCACGUCAGCACGCUGGUGCAGAAGAUGAAACAGAUUACGCGCUUCUUUCACAACCGGCACGCCGUGUCCGGGUUCGUCCAGUUCUGGGUACUGUUCCGGCUGAUGUGGACCAAAAUCAUACGCAACCGGACAGUGCUGUGGAUUCAGCUUGUACAUCACAUUGCGUGUGGAAUAUUUAUCGGCCUUAUUUUCCUGAAUGCAGCCAACGACGGUGCACGCAUGUUCGAUCAUCUUAAGUUCUGUCUUGGAGUGUGCUUUUUCUUCUGCUACACCCAGGUCAUGGUACCAAUUCUGAGCUAUCCGCGAGAAGUGAAGUUGGUAAAGAAGGAAUGCUUCAACCGCUGGUACGGACUGUUUCCUUACUAUCUUGCCCUAACACUGUCCCGGCUGCCCGUACAGCUGCUGCUCAACAUUGUGUUCACCCUGCUCGUGUACUGGCUGUCGGGUUUGCCACCAGAGCUGUUCCGCUACUGCCUGUUUGCGCUCGUCGGCAUCAUCGUUUCGCUGUGUGCGGAAGGAUUUGGCCUCAUGAUUGGUGCCACCUUCAACGUGAUGAACGGUUCCGCCAUUGGACCACUAACGAUAGCACCAUUCCUUGGGUUGGCCAUCUACGGGUUCGACUUUGCCCCACAGAUACCCGUACUCAUGCAGUGGCUGAUGCGUGUGUCCUUCAUCCGUGGUGGUGUCGUGUCGGUCGUGCUGGUUGUGUUCGGCUACAACCGGGCCCGGCUCGAAUGUGACGAGAUGUAUUGCCACUUUGACGAUCCGAAGGUUCUGCUGCAUUACGUACGCAUCGACAACACCACGCUACUGUUCGAGCUUACCAUCCUGAUCUCGAUGACGCUCUUCUAUCGGCUGGUGUGCUACCUGAGCCUGCGGAGACGGUUCUACAAGUAACAGGACGACGUUGCCGUUCGUUUGAGCCCACGUGACGCAAAAACCACAAUGUGAUCCUAUCGAUAACGGUUGACCGUAUCGAGAGUUUUAAUUUUUCUUCGUUUUAAGGCUAAGCCAACUAUCUCCUCAUGCGUUGGUUGGGUUUCACUUACAAUCGUGCGUGUAACUUUUGCGCGACAAAAACACUGACCCAUUAACGCAUCCAAGACUUCCAUCUACAGUACAGUAGCGAGCGCUAGUGUAAGAGACUUUGUAUCUUUCCUUUUGUUUUCUUUUUAUCGUAGAUUAUAGUAGGGACAGGGGUUUUUACUAGACGAAUCCAAAGUACUAUUGACAAGCAAAGGAAGGUCUCUCUGGAGGGCGGAAGGACAAGGGACAUGGGACAAAUUUUUACAAGAGAGACUACUCAAUACUAGCAGGAGCUAAAGUAGCACAACAUUCCCAGUAGUAGCUGGUAGGGCAAAGGCAAUAGGCAAACUUCUUUUAUUUACGAUUAAACGUAGAAGCAAAAAAACAGCAGUUCGGGAAUGUGUGCUGCACCGCCGUCAAAAUGCCGUCAUUCUUCACCCACUGGUUUUGUAUCGUUUCUGUUAGAGUUUAAGGUGUAGCUUAUUAAGCGUGUAGUGUAGAGCAGUGUAUGUGUGUGGUUCAGCAGGAUAUAAGCUAGUGAUGAUACCUUUUUUUACAUGAAAAACAAACAAAAAUCUGUACUUACAAAAAUGCGACAGCAAUAAAUGAUCAAUUGGUCCGUUUUUUCGACUUUUGGAA